This is a messenger RNA of Lactuca virosa, 1068 nucleotides long. Lineage: Eukaryota; Viridiplantae; Streptophyta; Magnoliopsida; Asterales; Asteraceae. The record is from the annotation of a GenBank genome assembly.
CCUAUUGGAUUCCGGUCAUCUUUUACAAACCCUAAUUAAACCCCGUCACCGUAAGUCUGAUCGGAAAAAAAUGAAUCGGCCGGUGAGUUUGCUGGACGAAGCUCUAGGUUUCGACGACGGAGAAUCGAAUAGCCGGCAGCGACGGGUCGGACGCGUGGUUCUAGUGGAGGAUUGCGUCGAAACUAGCGGCGCGUUCGUGCUACACCACCUAAUAAAACGGUUUCUCUCUCCUAAGCAUUCAUCCUCCGACAGUGUCGUCAUUAUUGUAGCAUUCGCUCAACCUUUUUCUCACUACGACCGUAUCCUUCGUAAGAUGGGUUGCAACUUAGCUGUGCAAAGGGAGAAUAAAAGAUUGAUAUUCUUUGACAUGCUUAUGCUGGAGUGUCCAGAUGAUGAGGGGGUUGAAGGUGGAUUAAUUGCUUUGUAUGGAAAUAUUCAUAAAGCUGUGGAAGCCAAUUCAAUAAACAAAAACAUUACAAUUAUAAUCGAUGACAUAUCCCUUCUAGAAGUGGCUGCAAAUGGUUCUACAAAAGAUGUUCUAAAUUUUAUGCAUUACUGCCAUACAUUAACAACACAGUUUGGUUGUACAAUAAUCACAGUUAUUCAUGAGGACAUAUAUUCAAAUGGAGACGAAUUUACCCUUCCUAUACAAAUGGAGUACCUUGCUGACAUCACUCUAAAGGCAGAGCCUUUGGUUACUGGUUUGGCAGCAGAUAUUCAUGGCCAGUUGACAGUAUUGAACAAGGGAGGUUGUGAGGGAUUAGGGAGGAUGAAGGGCAAGAUCCGUAAUUUUCAUUACAGGGUUAAGGAAAACAGUGUUGAUUAUUUCUAUCCAGGAAGUCGAUCUUGAAGAAGGUGCACUAUUAAUCUUCUCACUAUGUUUACAUAAUUUUUUUUUGUUGUUUAAAUAGCUAUAUAUUAUAUCUCCCAAUGAUUUUUUGCAUUAGAGAAAAGGAGAAUUUAGUUUUUAUUUAGAGUUGGUUUUUUGUAUCAGCUUUGGUUUGUUUUGUGGUUGUAAAAACUGUAGCAAUUUUUAUUAAUUUUUGAAGGUUAGUUUUGUGUAAAAUG